CCUGCAAGACAACAUGCCAGACUUUCCCGCCUCUUGCUCGCAGGACCCAGCCGGGCAGGCUGCCUUCGUAAGCAGGUUGCGGGGCUCGGCAAGAGCGCAACCCGGCGCCGGACCCCUGGGCUAAAAAUCGCCGGCAGGACCCCCGCCAGCAUUGCCUGGGCAGAGGCCCGCCGAGAGUGGCCGACAAAGAGGCUGGGGGGCGGCGGGGAUGGCGGUGGGCACCCGGCGCCCUUCUCCUCCCGCUGCAGGCUGCUGACUCGGGGGGCCGAGGGGGGCGCAUGGCCGGGCCCGGCCUGCCCCCGCCGGGGCUGCUGGCGCUGGGGGCGGCCGCCUUGCUGUGGCCGCCCUGCCAGGGCACCUGCGGGGAGCUGAAGUGCGGCGCGCAGGAGAGCUGCUGCCGCUACGGCAACUUCAGCGCGGCGGAGUACAAGUGCUGCAAGCCGCCCUUCCACACCUUCCUGGACAACGUGGGCUGGUUCGUGCGCAAGCUCUCCGGCCUGCUCAUCCUGCUGGUGCUCUUCGCCAUCGGCUACUUCCUGCAGCGCAUCAUCUGCCCGCCCAGCCCGCGCAGGCACGGCCGUCGCAGGCACGGCCGGCGGGGCCCGGAGGAGGACGACGACGAGGAGGGCGAGGACGACGGCGGCGGCUCCGACUCGCCCGGCCUUGGCGGAGAGGGCGGCAGCGGGAGGGGCGGCACCCCGCUGAACGUGACGGCCGCCACCUCGCAGGACUCGCUGCUCGACAGCCGGGCCCGCGACGCGCCGCCGCUGCUGCCGCUGUUCUCGCCGGUCUUCUUGCAGCUGCCCAGCUACGAGGAGGUCAAGUACUUGCCCACCUACGAGGAGUCCCUGCGGCCGCCGCAGCCCCGCGUCCUGCCUGUCACCAGCCUGGCCACCGCAGCCUGCCGGGGCCUCGCCCAGCCGGACUGAGCCGCCCGGCGCGCUCGCUGACUGCCGCACGCCCCUCGCCGCCCCGGAGAAGGCGCUGCCUUAUGGCCCGCCGCGCUGGCCGGGGGUUGCGUUGCCAUCCUCCAGGUGGGGCCAAGAGUCCUCCCGGGAUAUUCAGGCGGCAGAGAUCAGUUCCCCGGAGAAAAUGGCACCUGCAGAGGGUGGACUCUGUGGCAUCGCGUCCCUUCCCCAAAUUCUGCCCAGCAGCCCCAGAUCUCCAGGGAUUUCCCAGCCCACCCUCGGGGGAGCGCCCUGUUUUCCUAAAGAGCUUUGAACAGCCUGGGCGGGGAGAGGGAGUGGCGGGUGGCGGCCCUUCACUUCUGGCAAAGCUACGCGCCUAACGGACUUGGAUGGUCGCGGCAGAGGGCAGGAGGGGGGAGGGAGGCGCACAGGCCUGAGGAACCCCCCAGCGCCCGCCUUCCGACCCCUUGCCGUCUGCGAGACGCUGAUGACUGUAUCUCAUAUCAUAAGUGCCUAGAGUAACGUGUGAAAAGGCGUUCGGGUGGACAUGCCCGGGAGGAGAAUUGGUGGUUGCCUUUCCACCUUCUCUCAGCUUGGUCUGUCUUGCGGGGGCCCCUUUCCCCCCACUUUUGUGCAACCACUUUUGC
Molecule: messenger RNA, 1555 nt
Organism: Eublepharis macularius
Lineage: Eukaryota; Metazoa; Chordata; Lepidosauria; Squamata; Eublepharidae
Gene: C6H3orf80
Product: chromosome 6 C3orf80 homolog
Exons: 1
Coding region: 279-929 (216 amino acids)
Source: RefSeq, a predicted model, not a curated record